GCCAUGUCGUGGGCGGCAAUGACCGUCAACAAUGACACCCGCGGGUGGAUCCUGGCCGUGGUGAGCGGCAUUGCCUGCGUCUUGGGCGCGUCCAUCAUCUGCCUCUUCUCUUCGCUCUACAGCAUGCUCCCCGAGUCAAAAGAGUACUUUGAACAAGAGGGUUGGUCUGACCAAGCUGCUGGCCUGGUCAUGAUGCUCUUCUUCGCCUUGGGAUUCCUCGGCAUCCAAGCUGUGUCGCGAUUUCUCCACCAAUUCAUGCCUUCCCACGUCGUCGACUGCGAUCAUACCCAUGGCGGCAGAGUGUCUCAUGACGGCCAUUCCCACCAUGCCUCUCUCGACCGAGCGCAUUCACGACCGAGCCGCGCGAGACGGCGGCUCUCCCGACCACCUGACAACAAGAUAUCAGAUAUUACAGAGGGCAGUGAGGGCCAACCCCUCAUGACCGAGUCGACCCCUUUGCUCAGCUCCGAGCGUAGUCGCCCCAACCCCUUAUUACCUGCCCGCGACUCGAUAAGAGACGAGCCGGUGCGGCGGAACGGCAGCCCUCUGUCACCCACCCGCAGUCGUGCUACCACCGGCGCCGAUGCCGUGACUUCCAGCAGGCGCUCUUCCGCAUUCGAGGUCCCGAGGCGGGUCUUGUCCUUUGUCAAGGACACGAAGCGCGAUUGUAGCGAGUCCGGACCCUGCUACGGAUACUCUGACCCUUGCGGCCAAGAGUGCUUCAAGCACCUCAGCAGUCGCGCAGCGAGUAAUGCGCGCCAGCCCUCCUCCGUGCGGUCCUUUACGGGACACUUCCAAGCCCACCACUCGUUCCACGCCACUCAUGAUCCCGCCAAUGGCGAUCCCAACGACCUACCCAUCAGCCCGAGUCGGGUGGCCUCUCGCGACUCUACAACUCUCACUGGCGAGGACACCAGCAGUAGCGAGAACGCCUUUCCGUGCUCGCAGAUGGAUGAGGGCGACGCCGAAGCCCAACAUCACCACCACGUCCCAACCAACGCCUUCCUUUCCAUCGGGCUGCAGACGUCCAUCGCCAUCGCCCUCCACAAGCUUCCGGAAGGCUUCAUCACCUACGCCACGAACCACGCCAACCCCACGCUGGGGUUCAACGUCUUCAUGGCCCUGUUCGUCCACAACAUCUCCGAGGGUUUUGCCAUGGCCCUGCCCCUUUACAUGGCCCUCGGGUCCCGCUGGCGGGCCAUGGCCUGGUCGGCUGUCCUGGGUGGCUUGUCGCAGCCGUGCGGCGCGGGCAUCGCGGCUCUGUGGUUCAAGCUUGCCAACAGGACCAACGUGACGCCGAGCGCGGUUGCGUAUGCGUGCCUGUUUGCGCUGACGUCGGGCAUCAUGGUCAGUGUUGGGCUACAGCUGUUUGUCGAGAGCCUGAGCUUCAACCAUAACCAGAACCUUUGCAUGUUUUUUGCCUUCUUGGGCAUGUGUUUGCUGGGGUUCAGCAACGCCAUGUUGGCGGAACACUGAAAACUGCCGACUCCGUCCAUACGUUGGAUUCUUCGUUGGAUAUGAGGCCCUGGCAGUUUAAUCAGGAACUUUCAUUUUACGUUCAAGAGGAGAACCUGUUUAUCUUUGCAUUGCAUCAAGUAUUUCCUUCUUCGCUGCGAGCACAUUAGAGAGUUAUGGUCAGGGCGCAUUUGGCCGCUUGUGGAUAUCCUUUUUGUUCUGAGGGACCUGGGCGUCAGGGGUUUCGACUUUGCAUAGUAUCGGACAUUGGAACUUAGAGGCGGUGAUGGAAGCGUCUUAUUUUGUAUC
Molecule: messenger RNA, 1764 nt
Organism: Trichoderma reesei QM6a
Lineage: Eukaryota; Fungi; Ascomycota; Sordariomycetes; Hypocreales; Hypocreaceae
Exons: 3
Coding region: 4-1476 (490 amino acids)
Biological process (GO): zinc ion transmembrane transport
Cellular component (GO): membrane
Molecular function (GO): zinc ion transmembrane transporter activity
Source: RefSeq, a predicted model, not a curated record